AUGUGUGAAGAACAUUUUAGCAAAACCACGAGGCGAAGUAAUGACGGUCGUUUUAUUGUGUCUAUUCCUUUCAAGGAUGAUAUAAGCAAACUCGGCGACUCCCGAGAACAUGCUGAAAAAAGAUUUUUGAGUUUAGAAAGGAAACUUGAGGCAAAUCCUCAGUUUAAAGAAAUGUAUAAGGCAUUCAUAUUAGAAUACCAAUCUUUAGGUCACAUGACAAAGUUGGAUGGAGUAAGUUACAGCGACAAUGUUUAUUAUAUGCCUCAUCAUGGCAUUUUACGCGAAAACAGUUUGACAACUAAAUUGCGAGUAGUUUUUGAUGCUUCUGCGCCAUCAACUACGGGUUACUCACUAAAUAACUUACAAAUGUUAGGGCCAGUCGUGCAAAAUGAUUUGAUGUCAAUCAUUUUAAGAUUUAGAACUUACCGUUUUGUUCUAUGCGGAGAUGUCGAAAAAAUGUAUCGACAAGUUUUAGUCGAAAAAGAGCAGCAGUGUUUGCAGCGCAUUUUAUGGAGAGAUGACCCUUCUCUGCCAUUAGCCACUUACGAACUCAAAACAGUAACGUACGGGACAAAAUCCGCGCCAUAUCUAGCAACGAGGUGCAUCAAAGAAUUGUCUAUACAACAUCAAGUUUCAGAUCCCGACGCUUCGGAAAUAAUCUUGAACUGUUUCUAUGUCGAUGACAUGUUAAUGGGUGCCAACAGUAUUGAUAGUGCGGUAAAGUUAGGCAAUGAUGUUUUCAAAAUUUUGAAGAGCGGAGGAUUUGAAUUACGAAAGUGGAGUUCUAACAGUGAUGAAAUUUUGCGAAAAAUGAAUGUCUCAACGUUGGAAACUGACUCGUUGGUGAUAAAUAGAACAGAAUGUUUUAAAGCACUUGGUCUAUCCUGGAAUAAAAAAUCUGAUACGUUCAAUUUUGAAGUGUCACCGAGUGAGGAUCAUGAUAAGGUCUCAAAACGGUCAAUUUUGUCGGACAUAAGUCAAUUGUUUGAUCCCAUGGGAUUAGUCAGUCCGUGUGUUAUUAUAGCUAAAGUAUUGCUUCAGAAAUUAUGGCUAGAAAAAAUAGACUGGGACUCAGCACUAUCGCCAGAAUUAGGAAAACAAUGGCUCAAACUGAAAAAUAGUUUAAUGGAAUUGAAUAAGAUACAAAUUAAUCGCAAGGUUAUUUGUGAUGAUGCUAUGAAAGUUGAAUUACACGGAUUUUCUGACGCGAGUGCAGAAGCAUACGGAGCAGCAAUAUAUGUGAGAUCUAUAGACACGAAUGGAAAAAUUCACGUUUCCUUAUUAUGCGCAAAGUCAAGGGUGGCUCCGCUAAAAACAAUUAGUAUUCCAAGGUUGGAAUUAUGCGGUGCAUUGAUUUUGGCCAAGUUAAUUUACAAGGUUGUGAAUUCGGUUAAAAUAGUCUUUGAUACCAUUUACUGCUGGACCGAUUCCAAAGUAGUUCUUGGAUGGCUCAAAACCAUACCAAAUUUAUUGAAGACUUUUGUGGCAAAUAGAGUGUCUGAAAUACAAAAUUUAGAAACUCAAAACCUAUGUCAGUGGCGACACGUGCCAACUAAAGUGAACCCUGCGGAUAUUUUAUCUCGAGGAAUGUACCCUAAGGACUUAACGGUGAAUAGUUUGUGGUGGGCAGGGCCUCCUUUCCUAUUGAAUGAUGAAUCAGAAUGGCGCGGAAACGGCAUCAGUCGCGAUAUCAGUGUUCGGUUCCAAUAA
Messenger RNA from Acanthoscelides obtectus, 1710 nucleotides. The record is from the annotation of a GenBank genome assembly. Lineage: Eukaryota; Metazoa; Arthropoda; Insecta; Coleoptera; Chrysomelidae.